Nymphaea colorata (pocket water lily) is the source of this 1845-nucleotide messenger RNA. RefSeq names its product 50S ribosomal protein L21, mitochondrial. The transcript has 5 exons. Gene Ontology annotation, cellular component: ribosome. Gene Ontology annotation, biological process: translation. Gene Ontology annotation, molecular function: structural constituent of ribosome; RNA binding. The record is from RefSeq and is a predicted model, not a curated record. The coding region runs from base 88 to 918 and encodes 276 amino acids. Lineage: Eukaryota; Viridiplantae; Streptophyta; Magnoliopsida; Nymphaeales; Nymphaeaceae.
CCACGACGGCGUCGUCUUCCCGGCUUUUGCAGAAGAAAGAAGAGAGAAAAGGACGGGGUUGAUAGAGGAUUCCGUUUCAGGAUCUCGAUGUCCAUGGCGGCAAGGCGACCUAUCCAAUCGCUUCUCUCUGUCCGCCGUCUCUCUUCCGCUCUCCACUCCAAGAACGACGCGGGGUUCCUUAAAACCCUCGAAUCCCAUCCCUCUUCUUUUCCCGACCCCCCUCUUCCUCUUUCGGGCUCGAUCCUUCCGCAUUCCCUCCAGAAAUGUGAAUCCAGUCUGGGAAGCGAGUCUAUAUUUCGUCAGGGCUUCUCGACAACGACGAGGAAGCCAGAGUUCAGGCAAAAGCGCGAAGAGGAUGAAGGUGAUAGCGAUGAGGAAGGACAAGAAGAUUAUGAUGAUGACGAUGACGAUGGUGAAGAAGAGGAUGACACAGACGAGGAGGAAGCGGUUUCUAACCGUCUGGCCGGUAGAGAGAUGAGUGAUGCUGAGAAGGCGGAAGAGGCGGCGGCGAUCGGAUACAGAGUGAUCGGGCAAUUGCAGGCGUCUGAGCGGCCGUUCAAGCCCUGGGAGCCGGUCUUCGCAGUGAUUCAGAUUGGAUCUCAUCAGUUCAAAGUUUGCAAUGGGGACUGUGUCUACACUGAGAGGUUGAAGUGGUGUGAAGUAAACGACAAGCUGAUUCUCAGUAAGGUAUUGAUGAUUGGAUCGAAGACACAGACUAUAAUUGGCAGGCCAAUUCUGCCAGAUACGGAGGUUCAUGCUGUCGUUGAGGAGCAUGCUAAAGAUGCAAAAGUAAUUAUAUUUAAGAAAAAAAGAAGGAAAAAUUACCGUCGAACCAAGGGGCAUCGUCAGGAAUUGACAAGACUCAGGAUUACGGAUAUUCAAGGAAUAGAGAAACCACAAACAGUGAUGGCUGCUUAGUUAUCAAGUAAUCUUUUCCCCAGGAAACAACCUCUGACAGGGAUGUGCGAUAGGCUCCUUUAUGAAUAUAUCCAUGCCUUAUACUAUGGACGUGGAACUGAUUUGCAAGUUGUCCAUUGCGGAGUGCUCGUAAAUAUCCAGUGAGAAAUAAGGCAAUUGUUUGUCUGGUUUUCCACAUGUAUACUUGAAAUUUCCAGUGAAUUUUCUAAGUGAUAUAUUUGACAUGUUAUCACUGUCGGAACACUUGGAACACUUUGAUUUAUGCAUUUGAAGUUCGGCUAUUUGGAGAUGAAUUUGGCACCUUGUCACCACUUAUGGAGGGAAUUCCUUCCCUCGAUUCUUAUGUUCUGUACUUGCAAGGGUAAUUAUUUCCAAGAUUCUUGAGGCCGCAAGUGUUUGUUGACUUUUGCUUUUACAUAGUAACCCGAAGCUUGACGAUAUUAAUUAGCAAAUGGUUCACUUCUGAAGAGAAUUAGAUCAUUGUUUUUUUCUAUCAUAUGAUUUGCAGUUUUCUCCAUCAUUUUUACCUUCCUUGGUUUGUGCUUUUUCAAAACAUGUGCUUGAGAUCUGGAUGUACUUGUCAAUGAAGAAUAACCAUGGGUAAUUGUGCUAUUUCUGUUUAUGGAUUUACUUGCAGGGCUAUAUGUUUCUCUUGGAGUCCUGCCAUCUCCAUGUUAAAUCAAAUCUGUGUUGCAUUAGCGCAGCAAAUGAUAUUGUACCCCCAACCGUGCUGCUCACGUCGAAUGGAAUUAUUGGAUAUUCUCAUGGCAACUUUUAAUAAGCAUUCUUGCUUCAAGCCCUUGUAGACUCAUGUGUGCUCUCAACAUUAGAUAUGCUCUAAUCUGUUUGCUACCGGUCAUUGCUCUUGGUAGUAUACGUAACUGAAAUGGUCUGGAUGAUUAUUUUCUAAAGAAAUUGUCGUGUAUA